UGUUACUGAAAGCAAAGAGCUCCUUUUAGUUUCCUCCACCGUACACAUCUGCGCGGACUGUAAUCCAAACACCGAGGCAUAUUUGUUCAACGGCUAAAAUGCUGCUGCUAUACGUUAGCGUUCAUUUUGAUCUCAGCUAACGUCAGCUCGUGUUAGCUUGGCUGAGCCUCUGCUGCUCGGAGGAGCACAGACAGUUUGGGGCAUUUUGCCGACUACGAAUGUAUUUCAGCAAUAUCAAUAAAUGCUCCAAGACAUUAUAGCACAGAGGCUUUGAUCCCAUCAGAUGGAAGCGCCCCUAACGUAAUGCUAACACAGCUAGCCGAGCAGCUUGAGGUUCGAAUCCAGGGAGAGAGAUGUGGGACCAGGGAGGACAGCCCUGGCCGCAGUGGCCUCUGAGCCAGCAGCAGUGGAUGCAGUCCUUCCAGCACCAGCAAGAUCCAGGUCAAGUGGACUGGGCCGCUCUGGCACAGGCAUGGAUAGCCCAGAAGGAGUCCACAGUAGCAGAGCAGCCGAGCGUUCAGCCCAAUGGGCAGGACAUCCCAGGCCUUGAACCCGUCGGACAAAGUAACCACGGUGCCUUCCAGGGUGACCCAGCUUUUGGCAGAAUGUGGCAGCCAGAAUGGGGAAUGCACGGACAGCCACCCCCUCCUCCUCCUCCUCCUCCUCCUCCACCCCCUGAUCAGGCCUGGAUCCCUCCAGGGUCAGGACCAAUGGAUGUGGUGAACCCCAGUGAGGACAGCAACAGCCAGGACAGCGUGGAAUUCAACUCUGAAGCCCACCACGGGGUUUACCCCCAGAACAGCCAUGGGUAUGGGGCACAGCCCGACAGCUACGCCAUGGCCCCCAUGGCCAUGAACCAGUUUGAUUAUCAGCAUGGAGCUGCCUCGUCCUUCGCCCCCACACCUACGGGCUUCCACUCUCCAUACUGGCAGGGUCCUCCUCAGAACAGACGAGAUGCCCGACCCCCCGGGUUCAGAGAACGGCCCAGAUCCCCCAUCCAGCUCCCUGUCAAGCAGGAGGCCGCAGCACCAUUAGAUGCUGUGAAAAGACGAACACUACCUGCGUGGAUCCGUGAAGGCCUUGAAAAGAUGGACAGAGAGAAGCAGAAGAAGCUGGAGCGCGAACGAAUGGAGAAGGAGCGCGCAGAGAUGGCAAAGGAUAAUAGCAACGAACACGAAGCAGACAAGGAGGGUGACGGGCCACGUGUGCCUCGCAAGAGCAAAUUUGACAGUGACGAUGAGGGGAAUGAAGACAACAACGAGGAAGAGAAGCCCGUCAUAAAGAGGGAGUUUUCUGUCCGGAGCCCAUCACCUCCUGCAGAGGACAGUGAACCUGAAAUGACUGAGGAGGAAAAGGAAUUUCAGCUAAUGAUCAUCACAAAAACACUUCUGACAGAGAUCCUUCUUGAGGUCACCAACGAAGAGAUCCUGCACAUUGCCAAAGAUACUCACCGGAAAGCCACUCGAGCUCCUGCAAAACAGCUGGCACAGUCAAGUGCACUGGCUUCUCUGACUGGUCUCAGCGGGCUCGGUGACUAUGGUUCAGAUGAGAGUGAGGAUGAGGAGGAGCACAGCAUGCGAGGAUCCGAGUCCUCUGACACAGACGAGGAGGAGUUGCGCCACCGCAUCCGGGAGAAGCAGGACGCCUUCCGCCGCAAAGAACGGGAAAUGCAGCAGCUGCUAGAAAAACAAGCACAAGAGGCUCUGCUUGCACGCGAGGAGAUGGUGAAGGAGAGAUUGAGCAGAGAAAAAGGGGAACAUGAUGAGGGCCAGGCAGAGAUUCCACACAAGCAGGAAGUAAAAGAGAGGGAGGCGGAGCCCAUGGUAGAGAGGCGUAGGUCCCGUAGUGAAAAGGAGGGUAGUGAAAGCAAGCACUCGGGUAGAGGGAAGGAGCGAUCGGGACGAGGUGGUAGCGGUUCCCCUGCAAAUGGUCACAGCAGCAGCUCAUUGUCCACCUCCAGCCACAGCAGCAGUCGUUCUUCAUCAUCCUCCUCUUCUUCUUCAGCAUCUUCCCGCAGCUCCUCUCGAUCAUCCUCCCCACAAAGGAAGAGGAGACGCAGUCGCUCUUCGUCUCGCAAGGUUCGCAAACGCAGCCACAGUUCACACAGGCGUCGCAGCGAGCGUAGUGAGAAGGUCCGGGACAGGAGGAGGAGCAGCACAGACAGGUCAGGCCGCCACAAGACAGACCGCAGUGAUUCCAGGGAGCGCAGGAGUCGCAGGAGCAGGUCCAGAUCUAGAGAGAGAGACAGGGGCAGAGCCAGGGCCAGAGACAGCCGCAGUCGCAGCAGAGAGAGAGAAAAGGAGAAAGAGCAAGAAAAAGAGAGGAAGAGGAGCCGAGAGUGCAGGGACAGCAGUCAUAGUCGCAGCAGCAAACACAAGCAGAAGGCCUCCAGCAAAGACCGCGAGAGGCGGAGAGACAGGAGUCGCAGCCAUGAGAAAGAUAAGAAAAAGAAGGAUAAAGACAAGGAUAGGGAGAAAGAUUCUGAUAAAAGGAAAGAAAAACCAAAGGGCAAUGAGAAGGAAAAGGAAAAAGGAAGCCCUGGAGUCACAGAGGAGAAUGGCAAAUCAAAGAAACGGAGAGAGAGCAACUCAUUUACGGACUCUCAGAGUGACAAGCACUCCCGGCAGGAUAGCAAAGGCAGCAAGAAGGGCUCCGCCAAAGUUAGCAAGAGACGCUCAGACUCUGACUCGAGUAGAUCCCCUACCCCCGAGGUUAGCAAGGAAAAGAAAUCUAAGAAAUCCAAACGUAGUCGCUCACGGUCGACGGAAAAAUCUCACAAGUCUGGUAAGAAGGCAAGCCGCAAACACAAGUCUAAGUCGCGAUCAAGGUCAGCGUCCCUCUCCCGUCAUAGCAGACGCUGAGGAGCACAGCUAACCUCAUGAUCUGUGCACGAUACCAUUUUAAAUUCCAUGAGUUGAACAGGCUUGUCUCAUUAUAGAGGCAGUUGUGUAGGUGACCGCCCCUCCCUCCCUCUCUCUUUCUCUCUCUCUCUCACAUUUCUUUUUUUUUUUUUCAUCUGUGUAAAUAUGUUGUUAUUUUAAAGUGUGACUGAAGAACAAGACAUUUCGAAUGGUAGGACUUUACACUUGUAAUUUUAUGCAAAACUUAACAAGAUUCAGUAAACACUAAAGAUUCAACUUGUAUCAUUUUAAACAGUAACAGGGUUCAUCUUUUUCCUCCAAUAUUAUUGUAAAAUGUCAAUAAAACCGUUUGUUCCUUG
Messenger RNA from Paralichthys olivaceus (Japanese flounder), 3220 nucleotides. The record is from RefSeq and is a predicted model, not a curated record. NCBI's taxonomy places the organism in Eukaryota, Metazoa, Chordata, Actinopteri, Pleuronectiformes, Paralichthyidae.